CUCCUAACACACUUUCUAGGUUGAUAGCUGAAGAAAAGAUCAACUAGGAAAAACAAAUCGACUCAGGCGUUGGACAGAAAGUCCAGUGACGUGGCCUCGAGGAUCACCCGAGUUCUGAUACAUACAACAAUUAAUAGAAUUAUGUUAUAAGAUGUCAGACAACGAACACCCAGCCACUGACCUACAGGAGAACGUGGAAGGCCACGUCCCCAAAGAGCCACCGCCUGCGUCACACAGUGAUUCUUCACAUGACACGCAAAGUGACAGCUCAGCUGACGUAACCCCGACUCGAAAGACGAGGAAGAGACCGGAGAACAAACCACCUCCCGAAGUCCAGGAACGUCCGGAGACAGCCAGUGAGGCAGAAAAUGCAUCGAAGGCUUCUUCACAGACGACUGUAUCCCAAGGUGGUUGGGGGAGCUGGGGAAGCUGGGGGAAGUCUCUUCUUUCUACAGCCACAGCCACUGUUGCCACCGUAGGCCAAGGACUGUCUCAGGUCAUCGAGAAGGCAGAGACGUCUUUGGGAAUUCCCAGUCCUACGGAGCUCUCUGCCCAAAUGGAAAAGGAAGAGGAAGCUGAUGCUCCUUCCAGCUCCAGUGAAGGAAACACAGGAGAAGGAGACGGUAACGUGUUGGGAAGUGCCAUGGGAAUGCUGUCCUCCAGCAGUAUGGGAAUGCUGUCCUCUCUAUCCAGUGUGGUGCAGAGUACAAGUAAAACGGUAAUAAGUGGUGGACUGGACGCUUUGGAGUUUAUUGGUAAGAAGACGAUGGAUGUGAUAGCAGAAGGAGACCCUGGCUUCAAAAAAACCAAAGGCCUGAUGAACAGAACGUCCACCUUGUCACAGGUUUUAAGGGAGGCGAAGGAACGAGAGGAACGGCAGACCGCCGAGAACGUCACCUCAGAAACAGAGAAGAAGGCUCAUUAUGGGAUGUUGUUUGAUGAGUUCCAGGGCCUGUCGCAUCUAGAAGCCUUGGAGAUCCUGUCCAGAGAGAGUGAAGCGAAGGUGAAAUCAGUGCUGACCACGUUAUCGGGCGAGGAGCUGACCGCUCUGAGAGACGAUCUGGAGCAGAUCAAGGAGUCCUUCUCCCUGAUGGAGUUCGAUGAAGAGGAGGUAGACGACCCAGAAGUCGACGCCGGUGAAGAUUUCCUUAAGGAACUGACCGAUGCUCUUAAAAAGCUUCACAUAUCUACGACAGCGGAGAGGCUUGGCAAGGCUAGGAAGAAUGCAUUUGACCGUAUUAUGGACAUGAAGAUCCCAACUGAAGCAAAGCAGCAGCCAGAAGAGGGCAGCGAGCAGGAGGCCACGGUGACCAAGUGCACUGUUGAGGAUGCUCACUUCUCUGCUAUCACGAGCUUGGCAGAGCUCACAGCCAGAUCCAUUGAGCAGUUCCACAAGGUGGCAGAAAUGCUUCUUCACUCCACCACUGAGGGGGUCACUGCUCUGGAACAAGCCAAAGUCCUGGCACAAAUCACAGUUGUUCUCUGCAAGGAGGUAUCGAUGCUGUCGAAAAAAUUCACAGCUUGUUUAGCGACGAUUGGGUCAAAUGAAAAAGGAGAGGUACUGAAUCCGUUAAUCACUGGAGUUUUCCUGGAGGCCUCCAACAGUGCUUCGUAUAUCCAGGAUGCGUUCCAGCUGUUAAUGCCAGUACUAGAGGUGUCUCACAUUCAAACGACGGCCGACUCGAGUCACUGAUAACGACUCGGCAAUCCGCCGCGUCAAGUAGGAAUUUAGACAGGAAGAAGGAGCAUUACGACGAAGGACAGGUUGGAAAUCCAGUGCAUACUUUUGAUGUACUGUAUGGAGUAACAUGACGUGCAAGAUGGACUUUUAUUGUUAAUUUUACCAAAAAAAUAUCAUUGGGAAUUUUUCAAAUUUUCAAAAAUGUCAAUGCUGUUCCACGUGAUAAAUUUUUGUCUUGUUUAUAAAUCUGACCAUUUAGAUUAGAAGCUUUAUGCAGCAUCAGCUGUUAAGUCUUUCUCUCUCUUUUUUUUUUUUCUUUUCUUUUCUUUUACAAUUACAAUCACGUCGAUAAAGAACGCAUCGGUAUUGUUUUGGCCUUAAUGUGUUCAGACUCGUAACAAUAAAUACAAGAAUUGUAGAUUUUUAAAGAAAUACGUCAUGUGACCUCUUACGUGAGCACUCAUGCAAUUGAUAAGUGUUGUGAUCUAAGGAUAAGACGUGGAACAUUCCUCACGUUGAGGGUCUGUACUGCUACGGUGUCGGUUGAAAGACGCUAUCUCGGGUAGAUCUCGAAUAAAAGAACAAAAGGAGGUUCGGCAUGUGGUAUCGUAGUGUGAUGUCAUUCUCAGAAGGAAAAAAAAUAAUUAAGCUACUGUGCUUUUUAUCUGAUUUCAUACUAUUGGCAUUUUAAGUUUAUUAAAAUAAACAUCCUUUGUGAUGCUUUGCCAGGCCUUUACUGCAGCUGUCUUCAGUUGUUGUAUGUUCGUGGGUCUUUCUGCCUUAAGUUUUGUCUUUAGCAAGUGAAAUGCGUGCUCGGGAGGGUUGACUGACUUGGUCGUUGCAGACUAUUCCACUUCUUCGCUUUAAAAAAACUCCUGGGUUGCCUUUGCGGUAUGUUUGGGGUCAUUGUCUAUCUGUAAAGUGAAGCGCGUAAGUGUGUAAUUAACUUCACUGAAUUUGGUUGAAUCGGAGCAGACGAUAUAUUCCUAUACACUUCAGAAUUCAUCCGGCUGCUUCUAUCUUGUCACAUCAUCAAUAAACACUAGUGACCCAGUGCCAUUGGUAGCCAUGCAUGCCCAUGCCUUCACACUGCCUCCACAGUAUUUUACUUAACAUGCCCAAGCCUUCUCCAUACGUUUUUUUUUAAUGUUUUUUUUUUUAAGUGUUCCUGUUAUCUCCCUAUUCUAUGGGUUUACAGCGACUGCGUCCAAAUGCGAAUGCCACACCUGGAAUCACCUCCAGACCCUUUACCUGCUCAAUUGAUGAAGAAAUAACAACGGAAUAGCCCACACCUGUCCAUGAAACAGCUUUUGAGCCAAAUGUCCGAUUACUUUUGGUCCCUUGAAAAAGAGGGGGCUACAUAUUAAAGAGCUGUAAUUCCUAAACCCUUCCUCUAAUGUGGAUGUUAGUACAUUUAAAUUAAAGACGAGAGACUACACUUUAAGCCCAUAUUCAUUGUUUAACUGUAACUUGAAUACGUUUUGGUAAACAGACAAAAUAAAACUGGUCAGUGUCCAAAUAUAUAUGGACCUAACUGUAUAGAUUUUCCCCGCUCCAAAUUUACUAUAUAAAAAUAUCCUACAGGGUGUCCCAGAAGUCUCCAUAAAUACUGGACUAUGUUUACUAGCACCACGUCUGUUGUGGCUUCAUCGGAGGACGUUCGCGGACGUCCACUUUUUCUCGGUCGGUCCGCCAAACACUUCGUCUUUUUGAAUCUGUUAGUAAGUUUGGCGACAGUGUCGUGCGUGAUGUACUCGCCAUGUUUCCUGUUCAAGUCCGUCGCGACCUUGCGACAUCGUCCCGAUCCAGCCACGAGAAUGAUUUCAAUACGUUCUUCUUUUGUUACAGGCGUUCUUAAAGGCUAUCUGAAAAAAAUAUAUACUUAAUAUAAACGAAGUAUGGAAAUUUUUGAAAGACAUUUUGCUUUAUAUAUUAAAAAAAAAAAAAAAAGGUGUUCAUUUCCCCUGUAUUUAAAUGAGUUAAUAUUGUAAAACCUUCCAAGUGAUCCAAGUUCAUUAAAAAAAUGUAUAAAGGACAGGAAAAUGAGCAAUUUCCUCCAUUUCAGGUCUAAGGAGAGUAAUGGAAGGUGUAAUAAUAUUACUGUGGAGUCAGGAACUGCUUGCUGACAGUGGCAACUGCAUAAACUCAGCUGGACGGCGGAUGUUUAGGUGAUUCUGCAGCCAUGUGUGGUAAAAAUAAAUAAAUUCAGUAUAACCCUUAUACAAAUCAGUUGUCCAACAUCCAAAUGGCUGACGUUUAAACUGUAUGUUUAAUCACGUUCUAAUCAUCAUCACCACCAUUAAGAUUACUCGCAAGACGUUAGAUUUGACUCUUCAUUGUAGGCGUAAAUGAUCUUUUUAGGUGAAAACAUUGUUUUCGACCAUUAUUUAUUCUGACAGCAUCCUUUAAUGAAUAUAGCUAACUGAUAUUAACUAUAUACAAGGCUAAUAUUAGCUAUGUCAAACGUACAUUGAUUUUAUUUCAUAUUAAUUAACAUUCUCCAUUUCUCGGGACAAAAAUCAAGGAUGCCUGACGAGUCCAUUCAAAGGCAUGCGGGGAAGUUAGCGGGCUUUUGGGUGUCGGAGACCUUAAUACAGCUGCACGAAUCAUUUUAGAUGAAAAAUGCUCUCUUGGCUUAUUUCUGAGUGAUAAUUCGUACUAGUUAAAUUGUGGGACUCCUGUGAAAAAUGUGUAAAGACUAGCAGGUCUGUAAUAUAAUAUAAUCAGAGUCACUAGAUACUGUGUAAUGUCAUGUAGUUGUAUAUGGUACACAAGCCUAUAAAAUACUACAACAGUUUUGUUUUUCUUACAGAAACAUGUAACUGCUUAUUUUUUAAAAUAAACACCUAAGAGAUGA
Ictalurus punctatus (channel catfish) is the source of this 4538-nucleotide messenger RNA. RefSeq names its product family with sequence similarity 114 member A2 (gene fam114a2). Bases 152 to 1693 code for a protein of 513 amino acids. The transcript has 14 exons. The record is from RefSeq and is a predicted model, not a curated record. Lineage: Eukaryota; Metazoa; Chordata; Actinopteri; Siluriformes; Ictaluridae.